Molecule: messenger RNA, 1299 nt
Organism: Aspergillus fijiensis CBS 313.89
Lineage: Eukaryota; Fungi; Ascomycota; Eurotiomycetes; Eurotiales; Aspergillaceae
Product: MFS general substrate transporter
Exons: 5
Coding region: 103-1299 (398 amino acids)
Biological process (GO): transmembrane transport
Cellular component (GO): membrane
Molecular function (GO): transmembrane transporter activity
Source: RefSeq, a predicted model, not a curated record
CAAAAUGUUAUAAUUCUCGAAUUCCCAAAUUCCCACAUCCCCAUAUCACCACCAACCAGAUUCGGGAUAUUUCCUUGCACAAAGACCGAGUUGGCCAUUGCCAUGCCCAUGAAUCUCGAUCCCACUCGCCCACCCUCGGUCGUCUCGUCUGGCGGUGCUAUACACCUUGCAUCUCUUCCCGCGAGCCCCGCUCCCGAGAAUGACACCCCGCCCUCCCACGCGGUCACCGUCGCCCUGCGAUGGAACGGGUCAAAGGCUAUGAUCUGGAGAGUACUGGCCACCUUCUGGAGCGCACUGGUCAUGGGCGCCAAUGAUGCAGCAUAUGGGGCGAUAAUCCCUUACCUCCAGCUCGCCUACGACAAGAGCUAUACUAUAAUCUCCCUUAUGUUCCUGUCCCCAUUCCUGGGCUACACUAUCUCCGCGGUCGUUAUUAAUCUGAUCCACCAGCGCCUGGGUCGUCGCGGCGUGGCGUUUAUCGGUCCAGCAUGUCACUUGCUUGCUUUUGCCGUCAUCUCCACACGUCCCCCCUUCCCGGUGCUGGUGAUCAUGUACAUCUUUGUCGGACUGGGUAGCGGGAUCCAGAAUGCCGGGUGGAACGUAUGGAUCAGCAGCAUGGCCAAUUCUCACGAGGUCCUCGGAUGCUUCCACGGAUUCUAUGGCAUCGGGGCUACAGUGAGUCCGCUGAUUGCGACUAGCGUGAUCACGAAAGCUGGCUGGGAAUGGAACUCAUACUAUCACCUUCUGACGGGGACGGCGGCGCUUGAACUCGUCAUUGCCACCAGCGCCUUCUGGGCGGAGACUGCAUCCAGGUAUCAGCAGGAUCAUCCCUCUUCUGCGAGUCGAGAGCGCGGUGGAAGCUCGCUCCACCAGACCCGACUCUCACUCACGUACCGAGCCACCUGGAUCUGUUCUCUCUUUCUCUUCCUUGUCCGCCACGGCAGCUCCUUUGCAUCGGGCAUGGCUGGAACGGGCUUCUGGCUCGGCGUUACGCUGGGCCGCUUUGUGCUGGGGUUCGUCACCCCUCGCAUUGGCGAGAAACGAUCGAUUAUCCUGUACAUUUUGCUUGCCAUUGCGCUGGAGAUGGUCUUCUGGCUGCACCUGCAUGUCGCCGCCAUUGGGUUUGCAGCUGCGUUCUCGAUGGGCGGGGGAGCCGUCUUCCCUUUCGCGAUCGGAGCGAUCGCACAGGCCAAGGGAGUGACAGUCCUGCAGCCCAUCUUAGUGGCGAUGUUGGCGGUUGCGCUGUUGAUCUGGGGGACGGUACUGCGAGCUCCGGUCCCGCAGUCACAGCAUGAGGUUUGA